AUGCCUCCUAGCGGGAAGGAGCGCAAGAGUGCGCCGGCGGUGACCGCCACCGGCCACAUCAGCGACCUCCCCGACCAGACGCUCCACCAUGUGCUCUCCUUCCUCCCGGUGCAGGUGGCCGCGCAGACGUGCGUGCUCGCCCGGCGCUGGCGACACCUUUGGAAGUCCACUACGGGCCUGCGCAUCGUCGGCCUCCAAGUUCAAGACCUCCGGAAGUUCAUGAACCAUCUGCUGGUCCUGCGUGGGCGCACCCACCUAGACACUGUUGAGAUCAAAUUCGAUCGUUAUGAUGAUGAUGAUGAUGAUGAUGAUGAUGUGCGCUAUGUGAACCUAUGGACCCGUUUUGCCGUGAUGUGGAAAGUUCGGGUGCUCACCCUUCAUAUCCUCAUUGGUAACAUUGUCUCUCAGCAUCUGGUAACAUUGGACCUUCAUUCUGUAGCCCUACCAAAGGCCUUUCUUGAUUUUGCUAGAUGCCCACAAUUGGUGAAUCUGAAGAUAGAUGAUUGCUUCAUCAAUGUCAAUAAGAUAUCUUCCUGUUCCCUGAAGCAUUUGAGCAUCACUGGUUGUCGAUCUGAUUUGGAUUUCCGAGUCCGUGUUUCUGCUCCAGGCCUUGUCUCUCUGGAACUAGAAGACUUUAUUGGUAUAACCCCUUUGCUUGAAGACAUGGCAUUACUGGAAGCCGCAUGUGUGAAUCUUAGUGAUAGAUGCAAAGAUGUCUGCUUGAAUUAUGACUCUGGUGUUUUCUGUGGAGCUAAGGAUAAUACAUGUAAGAAUUGUGUUCCUAUCAGUGAUAAUUGCAGCAGUGAUUGUGUGCUUCUGGGUGGUAUCUCACGUGCUAAACACCUCAAGUUGAUAUCUGAAAUUGGAAAGCCCAUUUUCACAAGAGAUCUGAAACACUGCCCUAAAUUUAGCAAGUUAAAGACUUUAUUACUUAACGAGUACUGGUGUGAGGCUCCUGACUUGGAUCCACUAGCUUGCAUUAUGAAAAACUCACCAGUUCUAGAGAAGCUCACUCUUCAACUCUUUUCCAAGGAUUCAGUUUCCAGUAAGGGUGAGAAGAUCCGGGUUGUUGUCGAUCUGCCAUGCCUCGACCAUUAG
Molecule: messenger RNA, 1098 nt
Organism: Triticum turgidum subsp. durum (durum wheat)
Lineage: Eukaryota; Viridiplantae; Streptophyta; Magnoliopsida; Poales; Poaceae
Source: the annotation of a GenBank genome assembly